AUGGCCACUUGCUUUGAUGUGAUCCGGUCGCUCUUUGGAGGUGAGAGCAAACUCCGAAGGGAGGCGCUGAUCUAUACACAGGACAAAGCUUGCGCUUGUGCAUGCGCCAUUUGGGAGGACACUGGGUCAUUAUAUGUGGAGGCAGCUUCUGCCGAGGACUGCGCUCCAAGGCCGCCCCUGGCAUCCACAGCGUUGCCUGCCUCUGAGGGAGAAGAACAGUCAAGUUCUCUUGAAGAUACGAACAAGGACCGAUUGGAGGAGCCAGCUGAUUUCAGCAAGCGAGCUCCCAGGCUUUCCACGGCAUCAACGGCAUGCCCUUCGGAGUUCGGCCUAGACGAGGUAGAGACUCGCGACACGAUUAACUUGCCGGAGGCUCCAUCGUGGAUGAGAGUCUUCGCCGCAGUGGGUGAGUUUCCAGAUACGCUGACCAGUUACCUUUCAGUACAUUCCUAUGCUUCGCUUCGUGUUACAUGCAGAGACUCCCAGGAUUGCAUGCGCACGAAGGUGCUGGUAGGCCAUUUGCUGAGGUUGGCGGAGUGUUCUUGGCCCAUGCUCUUCAUGUCUGGAAACGGGAAUGAGAUGAAUGAGACGGUUGGCGCAGAAGGCUUCUGGCAAAGGAUGGGGGGCGACGAUCAGUCAGCAGGCAUCCGUUCCUUCAUCAAAGGCCUCAACGUUUGGUACAAAGCAUGGCCUGCAUCUGCCAUCCUUCUUGCUCGGAGGUUGAGGUGUCAUUGUUCACAUCCACACGAGACCAUUGCAAAGAAUGCCCAGCGAACUUUGGUUUUCUGGGCUGGACAAUGCUUUCAGACAGCAAAGGCCAAAGCAGUCCGGCACCUCCUUAUCAAGGAUAUGAUAUACUGGCUUCGCCAUGCAGAUGAUGGAAUUCGUGUUGAGAUUUGUCUGGCUUUUGCCAUCCGUGGCCCACAUCUACUUGGGAGGUUCAGGGAGGCUUGCGUGCAGGCUUUGUUGGAGGCUUGUGGGCCCAAUGACGCAUGCCGAAAAGCAGCAGUCAAAGCCCUGCGCGCUUUUGCGGAAGCAGACCUGGAGUGGUACCUGACACUUCGUCCCCGCCUCAUCGAAGUUUGGAUCGCCGGGCAACAAGGAUCUGCCUGUGACAUCCUUCAUAUGAUCGGCGAUAUGGAUGCAGACCGAUCGAUACUUGCAAUGCGUGCAGUCUGGCAGAGCUGCAAGGACAUCGCGAGUAGCAUCUUUGAAAAGAGCAAGGACACCUUCCUUGUGGACCCCUUCAGAGCAUGCUCCGCGACAGGAUCUGGGUUUCCAUGCACGUAG
Molecule: messenger RNA, 1290 nt
Organism: Symbiodinium natans
Lineage: Eukaryota; Dinophyceae; Suessiales; Symbiodiniaceae
Source: the annotation of a GenBank genome assembly